AUGUCGACCGAGGAGCUCUCGUACCUCUCGCACGCCCGCUACGGCAAGGACAAGGUGCGCGUCCUGCGUGUCGUCCGCGAUGGCGCGUGGCACACCGUCGUCGAGUACAACGUCACUGCGCUCGUCGAGGGAGCGAUCGAGACGAGCUACACGAAGGCGGACAACAGCGUGGUCGUCGCCACGGACUCGAUCAAGAACAUCACCUACUAUCUCGCGAAGACGUCCCCAUACGUGCUCGUGCCGGAGCGGUUCGCGAUCCACCUCGGGACGCACCUGGUGUCCAAGUACGCGCACUUGACGAAGGCGUUCGUCGCCGUCGAGCAGCUCCGGUGGGCGCGCGUGCCGGUCGCGCAGGGCGCGGGCCAAAACCCCAAGCCCCACCCGCACUCGUUCUUCCGCGACGGGGACGAGAAGCGGUUCGCGCAGGUCGAGAUCGACGCGACGGCGGGCAAGGAUAAGCUCGUCGCGCGCGUGACGUCCGGCCUGCGCGACCUGCUCGUGCUCAAGAGCACCGGGUCCGGGUUCGAGAACUUCGUGCGGGACGAGUACACGACGCUGGCCGAGGUCGACGACCGGAUCUUCUCCACCUCCGUCGACCUCUCGUACACCUUCGCGCCGCUGCCGGUCCCCGCGCCCGCGGACGGGCAGGGCCGCGAGCUCGUGGCGCCGGCGGAGAAGGGCACGGCGUGGGACGGGGACGCGGUCGCGGCGGCGGCGCGCGGGGUGACGCUCGAGGUGUUCGCGACGGACGAGAGCGCGAGCGUGCAGGCGACGCUGUACCGGAUGGGCCAGCGGAUCGUGGCGGAGAACGGGGGGGUGCAGACGGUGUCGUACGCGCUCCCGAACAAGCACUACGUCCCCGUCGACAUGAAGUACAUCGGGGUCGACAACUUGUCGCCGCCGAAGGCGGAGGUGUUCGUGCCCCUGGCGGCGCCCAGCGGCCUUAUCACGGCUACGGUGUCCCGCAAGUGA
Messenger RNA from Epithele typhae, 972 nucleotides. RefSeq names its product uricase. Gene Ontology annotation, biological process: urate catabolic process; purine nucleobase catabolic process. Gene Ontology annotation, cellular component: peroxisome. NCBI's taxonomy places the organism in Eukaryota, Fungi, Basidiomycota, Agaricomycetes, Polyporales, Epitheliaceae. The coding region runs from base 1 to 972 and encodes 323 amino acids. Gene Ontology annotation, molecular function: urate oxidase activity. The record is from RefSeq and is a predicted model, not a curated record. The transcript has 7 exons.